GGCCGGGAGCGCGCGCGGAGGCGGUCCGGGGCUGCCUCAGCUUUCUGUAAUCGCAUUUCUGCUGCUGCUACCUCCAGUUAAAUAGCUAGGACACGGGAGCGAGCAGACGGCCGUGUGAGGAUAUACUUUUCUCGGUACCUUGGGAUUACGACGCGGAAUUGCAGCAUCGACGGCCAGCCGCCAGGGCCCACGAUGUCCAGCGAAGUGCAGAGACCGGACGACAGCCCCAGCACCAGCGGGGGAAGCUCAGAUAUUGAACAAAGGGAAUCAGUACCACCUGAACAGGAGCGAGAGCAAGCACAGCCCAAAAAGAAGGAGACCAAGAUCUCGAGUAAAACCGCUGCUAAACUUUCAACCAGUGCCAAGAGGAUUCAGAAAGAGCUUGCAGAAAUAACACUAGACCCACCUCCAAACUGCAGCGCGGGCCCCAAAGGAGACAACAUCUACGAGUGGAGGUCGACCAUACUUGGACCCCCGGGCUCCGUGUACGAGGGAGGUGUCUUCUUCCUGGACAUCGCCUUCACACCAGACUACCCAUUCAAACCCCCCAAGGUAACUUUUCGUACGAGGAUCUAUCACUGCAACAUCAACAGUCAGGGGGUGAUCUGUCUGGACAUCCUGAAGGACAACUGGAGCCCGGCCCUCACCAUCUCCAAGGUCCUGCUGUCCAUCUGCUCCCUGCUCACAGACUGUAACCCAGGUAAGACUGAGAUCGUGUUGAUGAACGCUCGGUGGUUACAGCCCCAUCAUAGACCAAACUGCUGAAAGAUGUUUUGGAACAGGCUUAUGAGAUGUUCACUGUCUGAGAUGGACUUUACAAGUUAACACUUGCUAACAUAAAAGUUUCACUCUGACCCUUUUAUUUAAAUGCACAGCCUGUUUGCAGCAGGCGAUAGCGGCGGCCAUGUUCUGAAGUGAAGCUUUUUUUAUUUUAUUUUAUUUUUGUCUUGCUGGCUCUCUUCACAUCUCACCAAUUUCCGCUCUACUUUUCGCAGUGUGCCACAUCAAGUAUAUGUCCAUGAAGACAGUCAGGAGAACGAGAAAAAAACAAAUCAUACUGUUCAGGCUGAUGUAUAUCUUCAGAUAUGUGAUUUGAAUCACCUUUCAAGCUCAUUAAUUGCUACAUAAACAGAUUUUCCACGGUUUUACAAAACAACAGAAAUCUGAAACUCUGAAAUGUUGGUAAAUUUUGUCAGUGCUGCCACCUUGACAGGAAACACAGCGUCAUCUGGACAUCCUAUUCUAUUUUAUAAAUGUACUUGGCUCGUAAGAGUGAAAGCAGACAGGGGGUUUUUUUGCAUUUUAACCCCCACUUCAGACAAAAGUUUGUUUUCUGCCGCAGGCGACACACUUCAUUUGUCCUGAUGUCUGAGUGCUGCUUUAUUAAAAGGUUGUGACAGGAGUCAACUGUCAGAUUCUGCUCAUGUACAAAUAUUUUACUCUAUAAUGUAAAAAAAAAAAAAAAAACUUUCCAAUAGGUAAAAGGUGUUCUUAAAAGACUGAUUUUGACCUGGUAAAUUGAGGUAGUGGAAUCAGUACUAAAACUGACACGACAAAAGUCUUGUUUUUUCUAUGCACCUAAAAUAAUUUCCUGUUUAUAUAAAAAUAGCGAGAUGUCUGGUGAAGAAAAUGUUCUUUCUCUCUUUGUUUAUCAUUUCUACGUGCAGAUAAACUUAACUUAAAUAUUUUUCCGUUCAGCCGAUCCCCUGGUGGGAAGCAUCGCCACCCAGUACACGACUAACAGAGUGGAACAUGACCGAACAGCCAAACAGUGGACGAAGCGAUA
Messenger RNA from Siniperca chuatsi (mandarin fish), 1786 nucleotides. RefSeq names its product ubiquitin-conjugating enzyme E2E 2 (gene ube2e2). Lineage: Eukaryota; Metazoa; Chordata; Actinopteri; Centrarchiformes; Sinipercidae. Bases 193 to 765 code for a protein of 190 amino acids. Gene Ontology annotation, cellular component: nucleus. Gene Ontology annotation, molecular function: ubiquitin conjugating enzyme activity. The transcript has 6 exons. Gene Ontology annotation, biological process: protein polyubiquitination. The record is from RefSeq and is a predicted model, not a curated record.